Molecule: messenger RNA, 2488 nt
Organism: Cervus elaphus (red deer)
Lineage: Eukaryota; Metazoa; Chordata; Mammalia; Artiodactyla; Cervidae
Product: butyrophilin subfamily 2 member A1-like
Exons: 8
Coding region: 432-2039 (535 amino acids)
Biological process (GO): T cell receptor signaling pathway; regulation of cytokine production
Cellular component (GO): external side of plasma membrane
Molecular function (GO): signaling receptor binding
Source: RefSeq, a predicted model, not a curated record
AUCAUUCACUGUAAAUCUUGUGACUUUGUGAUCACCAGGUGGACCGGGACCCGGGGCCCGCAAGCCCCACGCCGCCACUAACAGGAGGCGAAGAAAAGUUUUUUUUUCCGCCUUCCGGAGGGUGGUGAAUGUACCCAUGGGCGGGUUUAGGGGAAAGAGGGACAGCCAGAAGAUCAUUAUUUGAGCGGAGGGAGGAGAAAAGAAAACGCAGAAGUUAAUUCUAAAAGUGUUUAAAGGAUCAAUCUAUCGGAAAAUACCUGAACCGGGAGUCGAAGGGGGCGGCCCAAGACAGAAGCUGGGGCGCUGAUGAUACCAACACGGGUUACAGGAAAGUAUGACCUAGAUCAGAACUAUGGUGCCAAGUCUCCUUGGCUGAUUCUCCACAUCUCUCUAGAUUUCCCGUCGCUGCCUCUCCGGGUGACUCCUCUUGGAUGCUUAUGGAGCCAGUUGCGUCUCUGUAUUUUUCCCUGCCAGGCUUCCUUCUCUUCUUCCACCUCCUCAGCUCCUUUGCACCGGUCUCAGUCCAGUUUACUGUCCUGGGACCAGCUGAUCCAAUCCUGACCAUGGUGGGAGAAGACGCCACGUUACGCUGCCACCUGUCACCUGAGAAAAACGCUGAGGACAUGGAGGUGCGGUGGUUCCGGACACAGUUUUCCCCUGCGGUGUUCGUGUACAAGGGCAGGCGGGAGAGAACAGAGGAGCAGAUGGAGGAAUACCGGGGAAGAACAACUUUUGUGAGCGAAGCUAUCAGCAAGGGGAGCGUGGGGCUGAUCAUACACAACGUCACCGCCCACGAAAAUGGGAUCUACCGCUGUUAUUUCCAAGAAGGCAGAUCUUACGACGAGGCCAUCGUGCUCCUGACAGUGGCAGGCCUGGGCUCGAAACCUGUUAUUGAAAUGAAGGGCCACGAGGAUGGAGGCAUCCGGCUGGAAUGUACAUCUGCAGGGUGGUACCCAAAGCCCCAUGCUGUGUGGAGGGACCCUCAUGGUGAGACCAUGCCCCCCCUGGAAGAGGCUUACACUGUGAGUGCAGAUGGGCUUUUCCUGGUCACCAUGGCUGUGAUCAUCAGGGACCAUUCAGUGAGGAACAUGUCCUGCUCUGUCAACAACACCCUGCUCAACCAGGAGAAGGAAACUGUAAUUUUCAUUCCAGAAUCCUUUAUUCCCAGAACAUCUCCCUGGAUGGUGGCCCUGGCUGUCAUCCUGCCCUCUCUGCUUCUCCUCAUUGCUGGGAGCGUCUAUCUCAUCAAGAAACUCCAGCUGGAAAAAAAGAUUCUGUCCAUGCAAAAAGAGGCUGAAAAUGAAGAGAAAGAAAUUGCACAUAAGGAACUGAAGAAAGAACGUGAGGAAAAAGAGAAAGAACUCCAAACAAAAGAGCAACUUCAAGAAGAAUUGCGAUGGAGAAGAAGCCUCUUACAUGCGGCUGAUGUGGUCCUGGACCCAGACACCUCUCAUCCCGAGCUCUUCCUGUCAGAGGACCGGAGAAGUGUGAGAAGGGGCCCUUCCAGGCAGAGCGUGCCUGACAACCCGGAGAGAUUCGACUGUCGGCCUUGUGUCCUGGGCCUGGAGAGCUACUCCUCAGGGAGACAUUACUGGGAGGUAGAAGUCAAAAACGUGAUGGUGUGGGCUGUAGGGGUUUGUAGAGACAAUGUUGAGAGGAAAGGGGAGGCCCUCCUGGUUCCUCAGAAUGGCUUCUGGACCCUGGAGAUGUUUGAGAACCAAUACCGUGCCCUCUCCUCUCCAGAGAAGAUUCUCCCCCUGAAAGAGCACCUUCACCGGGUGGGCGUCUUCCUGGACUACGAAGCUGGAGAUGUGUCCUUCUAUAACAUGAUGAACAGGUCACACAUCUACACAUGUCCACGUUCACCCUUCUCUGGGCCCCUGAGGCCCUUCUUCAGGCUGGGUUCCGAUGACAGCGCCCUCUUUAUCUGUCCAUCGUUUAGAGGGGCCCAAGGGGUCACAGUGCCUGAGGGGGGCCUGGUCCUUCACAGGGCAGAGACCCACCACAACCGCCAAUUCCCUGGUCUCACAGCCAGGUAGGGAAACUCAGGCCACCUCUACGACAGCACCGCCUGGAAGAAUACCACCCUCCUUCCUUCUGGUCACAGGAGAAUCUCCCCCAGGGUUCCCCUAGACAUGUCUUCAAGCCCCAGAGCAUGUGUCUCCCUCAUUAGGCUAUUGCUUUAGUAGCUUGUUGCAUGUAACCAUGGGGCAGGGGCCGGUCUCAGGCUCACUAAGUACUGCCACAUGGCUCCCAACCAACAAGUAAGUGUGAGAAAGUAACAGCAGAGAACCAGCUGCUUUAACAUUGGAUGACGCAUUCAGCCCGAGACUGGAAUUGACAUCAGGUAUUGUGGAUCUGGGGAUUCCCUAAUAGCUCAGUUGGUAAAGAAUCCACCCGCAAUGAGGGAGACCUGGGUUUGAUCCUGGGGUUGGGAAAAUCCCCUGGAGAAGGGAAAGGCUACCCACUGCAGUAUUCUUGGACUUCC